Molecule: messenger RNA, 924 nt
Organism: Dermacentor andersoni
Lineage: Eukaryota; Metazoa; Arthropoda; Arachnida; Ixodida; Ixodidae
Product: salivary anticoagulant protein P23-like
Source: RefSeq, a predicted model, not a curated record
AACAUUUCCCAGAUAAGUGCAAGCGCGUCGCUUCGCAGUUAUCGGCCUUACACACUGUGCAGGUAACACAAGACAUCGAGACAUCUGCCCCCUUUUUCCUGAUAACUGGGCGUAUAAAAACACCCAAGAAGGGAGCUUCACACGGAGCUCGAGGAAGACACCGGGGAAGGUUCCUGUACAAAAAUGGCCAUUACUCCUCUCAUCACUUUGAGCCUGCUUGUCGUCGGCGCACUCGCUGGCACCAAGCAGGAUGCCAACAACUACAUUGACACGGUGCUGCGCGACCACCUUCCGGCCAACGUGCGUUCGCUCAACUUGGACCCCACGCACCUGCCGGGCUUCAACGUGAAGGUCGACUCGACGGCUCUGUCCAACCGGGACCUGAAGGCGCAGUUCCCGUCGGGCAUGCUUUACGGCCUGUCGAGCGUGGUGCGCAGGCGCGGCGACUGCGGCGUGCCGGGCUGGCAGGGCUCGAGCGUCACCACCGGUUGCUAUGUGUCCCUCGACUCGCUGCGACUCACUUUCGACGGCAGCGUCACCGGAUACAGCCUUCUUGGCGGCAAAAAGAACAUCAGCCUCGACCUGGUAGUCGAGAAGACCAACGCCUUCGUCGAGGCUACUGCGGCCCCUGGCCAGGCAGCUACGUUGAAGACGCUGACGGUGACCGGCAUCGAGUUCCGCGUGAACGUCAACAAGAAGCUCGACCUGAGCGACAAGCGCGAGAAGAAGUUCCUCAAGGCCGUCAAGCAGUCGGCCAGCGGCAUCCUGCAGGGCAUCCUCUACACAUCCUUCCGCGAGGCCCUCAGCCGCUCCGUCAGCAGGGUUCCGCUGCCCAGGCCGUGAAACGGCGGUGCCGUCUGUCACGCCAGGCAAACAAGAUUUCUGAACAACAAAUGGGAAUAAAGGCCGAAACGUUCUACACUA